AGGAAAGUUGUUGAAGCAGUGGAGGUGAUUGAAAAGGAGAUGGUGGAGGCAAACUGUGUUCCAACUGUAAGAGUGUAUGGUGUUGUGGUAAGAGGCCUUUGUAGCGAAGGGCAGUCUGUUUUGGCCAUUUUGUAUCUGAAGAAGAUGGAAAAGCAGGUGGGUUGUGUUGCAGACAAGAAAACCUAUGGCAUUUUGGUCGAUGGGCUUUGUGGGGAGAGUAGAUUUCCUGAAGCAAGCAGAGUAUUGCAGGAGAUGUUGAUCAAGUCACAUUGGCCUUGUGCUGAGACUUACAAUAGAGUUAUUACUGGCCUUUGCUCAGUGGGCAAGCAAUAUGAAGCUGUUAUGUGGUUGGAGGAGAUGACGAGUCGGGCUAUGCUACCGGAAUAUUCUGUAUGGAGCUCAUUGGUGGCAUCUGUGUGUUGUAACACGGCCAACAUUGCGGUUUGCGCCGACGCCUAUAAGAGGCUAAAGAGUUCUUGAUUUCUAUGUAGUUAGACCAGUUGAAAAUGGUUAACAUGCGUUGUACACUUUUUUGCCCCUUCUUAUUUAUGCAUUUUUCAUCAUUUGGGUAUAAA
Messenger RNA from Prunus mume (Japanese apricot), 575 nucleotides. NCBI's taxonomy places the organism in Eukaryota, Viridiplantae, Streptophyta, Magnoliopsida, Rosales, Rosaceae. The record is from RefSeq and is a predicted model, not a curated record.